Schistocerca piceifrons (Central American locust) is the source of this 4134-nucleotide messenger RNA. RefSeq names its product adenylate kinase isoenzyme 5. Gene Ontology annotation, molecular function: ATP binding; AMP kinase activity. The coding region runs from base 1 to 1641 and encodes 546 amino acids. Gene Ontology annotation, cellular component: cytoplasm; cytosol. Lineage: Eukaryota; Metazoa; Arthropoda; Insecta; Orthoptera; Acrididae. The transcript has 10 exons. The record is from RefSeq and is a predicted model, not a curated record. Gene Ontology annotation, biological process: nucleoside triphosphate biosynthetic process.
AUGGGCAUCUGCCUCGACACAGAGCAGCAGCGGAGCUCGGCGGCGCGGCAGGCGGAGGAGAGCGGGCGCGGCCCCCGCGAGGCCUGGACGUACGACGGGCCGCCGCGCACCCCGGAGCCCGAGGGCCGCGCCUCGCCGCUGCACAACGGCGCGCACGUCAAGUUCGAGGUGCCCAAGGUGCCCGUCAUCUUCGUCCUCGGCGGCCCCGGCAGCGGUAAGGUGACGCACUGUGACACGCUGAUGCAGGAGAAGCGCGGCAUCACGCACAUCAACAUGACGGACCUGCUGCAGCAGUACGCCAUUGGUAACGACAUGAAGGACUUCGGCCACCUGUCGAGCAAGACGGUGACGGAGGUGCUGAUGCUAGAGAUGAAGAUGGCGCCCGCCGCCAAGACUUACCUGGUGUCCGGAUACCCCAGGAGCAUGCGUGACGUCGUCGAGUACACCGAGAAGAUCCAAAUCGUGAACGGCGUGAUCCUGGUGAGCUGGCGGCAGAAGGUGCUGGAGCGCCAGAUCGAGUACGGCGCCAAGCUGGGCCAUGUGGUGCUCAGUCUGGCGCGGAUGGAGCUCAACAACUUCUACAAGCACGUCAUGCCCGUCGCCGACUACUUCGACCAGCGCGGCAUGCUCUACGCGGUGAACGGGGAACGGGAGCCGGCGCUGGUGUACCGCGACUUCCGGGCGGCGGCGCUGCGGCUACUGGGCGUGCACGACACGACCGCCCCCGCCGCCCCCACUAACUCGACGCCUCCCGCCGCCCCCGUCACGCCGCCGGCCGUGGAAGCGGUGCCCGUGUACCGCGCGCCUGCCAAGGGCUUCCCGCCGGUCAUCUGGGUCAUAGGCGGUCCGGGCAGCAACAAGGCGGCGCUGUGCGACAAGGUGGUGCGCGCGGCGGCGGGCUGGGCGCACUGCAGCGUGGGCCGGCUGCUGCGGGCGGCGGCAGAGGCGCCGGGCAACAGGAACGCCGAGGACGCGCCCCAGCUGCGGCAGGCCAUCGCCGCGGGAGACAUGGCGCCGCAGAUGUACGUGCUGCAGCUGGUCGAGUCCCAGAUGAGGACGCACAUGAGCGCUCAGGGCAUCAUCAUGGACGGCUUCCCCCGGGACAUGAAGCAAGUGCACGAGUUUGAAAGCAAGUUCAACCAGCAACCUGAGCUGGUGCUGCUGGACUGCUCAAAGCUGCAGCUGGGCCGCGGCCGGCUGGACGAUAGCGUGGCGGCCUUCCGGCGCCGCCUCGAGCUGUUCCGGGAGCACACGCUGCCCGUGCUCAAGACGCUGGACUCGGAGGGCCGGCUGGCCAUCGUGGACGGCGACACGGACACGCCGCCGGUGCAGCAGGAGUUCCACAGCCUGCUGAUGGCCAAGGUGGAGGCGCUGCGCCGCACCGGCGGCAUGAUCGUGCCGCAGCUGCAGCCGCAGCAGCAGACCCUGUUCACGGACCUGGAGGCGCAGCCCGAGAUCAACUCCGUCAGCCGCAUCGUCCACCAGCAGCAGCAGCAGCAGCAGCAACAGCUCCAGCAGACCCAGCUGCCGCACCAGCCCCACUACCAGCCGCACGCCAACGGGGUCGUCCGACCCUCCAGGGACACCAUCCGCGACAUGUAUGCCCACGUGGAGAACUACAAUGGAGAUGUACACUUGUGAAACACUCUGCGCAGUAGUGGAUCAGCAGCUUCUGGUUCCCAGAGAACCUCUAAUGCUGUUCACCCUCACAAGAUAAUGCUGUCGCCAGAUCCUUUAGAAGUACCAUUCGUGGCAUCAGAACUAACAUCGAAUCUGGUACAUUGAUCUUUCAAGACAGGGGAAGCGUGAGUUUUAUCUGUGAUUAAUGUUAUUUGGACUAUUGUGCAGGGCAUAAAAUGUCAUACUCAGCAUUCGUUGGAUCAUUUGUAAGUUUUAGACUAUGGAUGUGAACUACGCUGGCGCCACACGAUAGUGUCACCGACUAUGGAUUGUUUUGGGACUGGACUCACUAGAAGAGGCAGUUCUCUUCAAAUUCUGACGAAUAAGCUCAAUGUUUCACAUGCAGUUUACGUCUGAAGUACAGCUGGUGUCAAAGCUUUUCCUAGGCUCUCUCGUGGUAGUUACGUAAUACGUCCACACAUUUCGAGAAUUAUGACAGUAAUUGAUUGACUUUGGGUGGACUGUUCACUUGUAUCAUAUUUUAACAAGAGUGGCAACGUCACAAGUCACAUCUUCUGACCAUUGACAUUCGGAAAGCCGUACGGUGAACUAACUCUAGUUCAAGCACUAGAGCCCCUGAGUCUCCACAGAUAGCAUCCAGAAACAAAUGCGUAGAAGCACGUUAGACAUCACUUUAUUAGCCAAAAUCCAAAUGGAAUCACCAGACCCUAUACAAUGUGAUCGGGCUGAUAAAUAUUUCAUAUUGAUACAGUAAAAGUUCUUUACAGUGAAGUGAUAAAGCAAGAAUAAAUAAUCUGCUACUUAAGUAACGGGCUACUAAAAUGAAUAUUCGUAUCGGUUGUCUCCAAAAUAAAGCGCACAAUACGAAUGGAUCAAUACUUCUGCUUAAUCCAGGUAUCUCGUCGUAGCUUUACUACAUUUUUUCUGCAAUGUUUGUUUCCGACUAUUCCUAAGGGUUUAGCGUUCAACAAUGAUUAAAAUCUUAAUUCAAGGGGUAACUUCAGCCUUGAAAGUUUGUGAAAUCGUUGUGGAAAUAACAAUGAUUCUCGUCGUUGCGAUUUUCUGUAUUUAUUGUACAAAUUCAAUGAGUUAUGUUGUCUCUGCACAGAGAAGGGAAUUUGUAUUGAAUUUUAAGACACACAUCUGUAACAUUAUUAAUUUUGAGUGAGAUGCAGCCAUUGAUAACUGAUAACCCAGGUUUUCAAGUGCCUUCAGUAGCAUGAAGUCUCUACCUCAACAGUGUCAGUGAACGGAAAAAUAGUUCUUAUCAAGUCACAAUUUUGCAAAUAAAUUAUAAAUCCGAUAUGAAACUCGUCACAACGCGAAAGCAUGACCUCAAACUUGCUAAAAAUUAAUCGAAAUAGGACUGCUUGAUUCAAGAUCUACAACGACAAAUUGUUUCUGUGCACUUAGAAUACUACUUUCAAGUGAACCUAAAGGCCAUAAAGAAACAAAAAAUCAAAAUCAAAUGGAUAUACUCAUUGAUGAGCCUCUGCGAGUCCUUACCAGAGAGCCGGGAAUGUGAACUGAUACUGUCAGUGAUGUAUUUUGCUUACGUUUUUGUGUAAUAGUUAUAUAAGCCAUGCGAUACUUAAGUGGAUCGGACAGCUGUAGCUUUCAUUAAAGGACAAAUAAAAUGAUGAUGGUGCUGAAUGAGAGACUGAAAGAGUUCUAAUAGUAAUACAAAUGUAUUACUGCUGGUGCUGAAAGAGAUAUUGAAAGAGUGUUAGCACGUGAGAUCGUCUUGAGCGUUAACUUUAAUUUCAGGGGAAAUAUACGCUAAAUUUGACUCGUGUCUGCGGUUGGACAGUAGUGAAGUUUAUGUAUUUCUUUUUCUCAUUACAAAUAAGUAAUAAUUUUUUUUCUGUGUGUUCACUUUCUCAGAUAUUUACAAAUGUGUUCGUAUUUCUUUGGCUUAAGUCUUACACGUCUGUGUGCUCACAUUGAAAAGUAGUUGGCGACACAGAUCAAAAUAUGUCCUUCCCUCCGUCUGCUCAAGAACGACCUCCCGCGAAACCUAGAGCGUGCGCCGCUCUCAAGUCAUUCAUCGAUGAUCCCAGGCGCGAUCUCGUUACUUCCGAGCACAACGCACAAAAUGCAUCUUUAUUCCCUUGUCUAACGGUCUGAAGCUGGAAAACUGGCACACCUGACUUUUCAGUGUGAAGCUUUGAGACGGUACACUAUGCUGUCUGGGAAUGAUGUUCAGCAAUAUUAUCACAGAAUCCAGCGACCAUCCCAAGAACCUGUAAUGAGGUUUUAAAAUUAGGUAUUGAAUGACGUGUUAUAGGCUGCUAGAUCUGAGAUAUAUCCCUAAAACUUCAGCUUGAAGCACGAUUGUAAAAAUUUAAAUGUGUAUUUUAAUUAAAGAAAAAUAAGUUAGUGUGCUGUACAAUGGGGUCACAGGAAAUAUACGUGACAGGGGUACACCAGAAUGAGUGGUUUUAUAAUAGUUAUUACAUUAAAAUUUUAUAAUUUGUACAAAUAUCGGACAAA